Molecule: messenger RNA, 918 nt
Organism: Colletotrichum spaethianum
Lineage: Eukaryota; Fungi; Ascomycota; Sordariomycetes; Glomerellales; Glomerellaceae
Product: N amino acid transport system protein
Exons: 1
Coding region: 1-918 (305 amino acids)
Source: RefSeq, a predicted model, not a curated record
AUGGGCGUCGUGGCGCACUCGCCACCCAACUUUGUAGCGACCCAGGCGUCGUUCGGCGACGCCUUCGGCCCCGGGCCCGUCAUGACCUUCGCCGGUACGCCGCCGGCCGGCAAGGCCUCAGGCGGCUCCGGGUUCCUGGGGUCGAUGAACGGGCUCAACCAGGCCGUCUACUCGUACGGCGGGUGCCUCAUCUUCGCGGCCUUUAUGGCGGAGAUGCGGCACCCGAUGGACUUCUGGAAGGCCCUGCUGUGUGGCGAGAUCUUCAUCUACGCGUGCUACCUCGUCUUCGGGCUGUACGUGUACUCGUUUCAGGGCCAGUACGCCUUCAACCCCGUCAUGCAGGGCCUGUCGCCGUACUGGUGGCAGACGGCGACCAACAUCCUUGGGCUGGUGACGGGGCUGAUCGCGGCCGGUCUGUACGGCAACAUCGGCAUGAAGGUGCUCUAUGUCGAGCUGCUGCAGGGCGUCUUCGGCGCCCCCGCACUGACGGAGGCGGCGGGGAAAAUGCUCUGGGCGGGCCUCAUCCCGGUGUACUGGACGAUCGCGUUCAUCGUCGGCGCCGCAGUACCGCAGUUCUCCCUCAUAUCGGGGUUCAUCGGCGCGCUCUUCAUCCUGAGCUUCACGUAUACCCUGCCGGCGCUGCUGGGGGUUGGGUUCUGGAUCCGGAAGGACGCGAUGGUGCCCGAGGAGGAGACGUUCGACCCGGCGAUGGGACGAUACGCCUACGUCGACGGCGGUUUCCGGCGGUACUGGAGGGGGUUCAUGAAGCGGCCCUUCUUCAACACGUGGAACAUCGUGUACAUGCUGGGCGGGCUGGUGACCACGGCGCUGGGCAUGUAUUCGUCGAUUGAGGGGUUGAUUGCUGCGUUCAACGGCAAGUCUCAGGCCACGAGUUUUGGGUGUGCAAGUCCGGUGUAG